CGGCAACGGCAGCAGCACCAUGGAGAGCGGCGGCCUGCGCCGCCUGGACGCCGCCGCCUUCCUCGGCGCCUGGCGCCUCUUCGACGCCGACGACAACGGUUACAUAGAAGGAAAGGAGCUUGACAACUUUUUUCAUCAUCUCCUGGAGAAACUGGGACCAGAAAACACCAUCACAGAAGAAGAAGUUCAGGGGAUGAAAAAGCGAUUCUUGUCUGCCUAUGAUGUCACGACAGAUGGACGCUUGCAAAUCCAGGAGCUUGCAAAUAUGAUCUUGCCAGAUGAUGAGAACUUUCUGCUUCUUUUCCGACGGGAAACUCCCUUGGACAACAGUGUGGAAUUCAUGCGGAUCUGGCGCAGUUAUGAUGCUGAUAGCAGUGGAUUUAUUUCAGCCGGCGAGCUCAAAGAUUUCCUGCGAGAUCUCUUUUUGCAGCAUAACAAGAAGGUUGCUGAAGUAAAGCUGGAAGAAUAUACUGAUACUAUGAUGAAAAUCUUUGACAAAAACAAAGAUGGACGGCUGGACCUGAAUGAUCUGGCAAGGAUUCUGGCGCUCCAGGAAAAUUUUCUUCUUCAAUUUAAAAUGGACGCUUGCAGCACAGAAGAAAGGAGGAGAGAUUUUGAGAAGAUUUUUGCUCACUAUGAUGUGAGUAAAACGGGAGCACUUGAAGGCCCAGAAGUGGAUGGAUUUGUCAAAGACAUGAUGGAAUUGGUCAAGCCCAGCAUUAGCGGGGUGGACCUGGACAAGUUCCGGCAGAUCCUGCUCAACCACUGUGAUGUGAACAAGGAUGGGAAAAUACAGAAAUCUGAACUAGCUUUGUGUCUUGGGCUUAAAAUGAACCCAUAACCAGGAGAGCGCUCGUGGUUGUGUUUUCCUUGUGAGGUUUCUUGCUGCUCCUCGUAGAAAUGUGUCUGUGCUGCGUGUGAGUGGUAGGGAGCAGGGGCAGCUCACCGCCCGGCUGGAGAGCAGCUGCACAAAGACAUGGCACUGUGGGAUUUGCAUGGAGGGCCUCUCUGCUCUACCAGUCCAUUUGUGGUGUUCACUUGCUGCCACAGCUUACAGGUUCCCUUAGCAAUGUC
This is a messenger RNA of Colius striatus (speckled mousebird), 1074 nucleotides long. It is a transcript of the gene SCGN, whose product is annotated as secretagogin, EF-hand calcium binding protein. Gene Ontology annotation, cellular component: synapse; cytosol; dendrite. Gene Ontology annotation, biological process: regulation of presynaptic cytosolic calcium ion concentration; regulation of long-term synaptic potentiation. Gene Ontology annotation, molecular function: calcium ion binding. Lineage: Eukaryota; Metazoa; Chordata; Aves; Coliiformes; Coliidae. The transcript has 11 exons. The record is from RefSeq and is a predicted model, not a curated record. Bases 20 to 841 code for a protein of 273 amino acids.